AUGGCAACUGACAUGCAAGGAAAAAAAACUAAAGGAAAGCAAAAGAUAGAAAUGAAAAAAAUUGAAAACGAAGAUGGCAAGCUUAUUACUUUCUCAAAGCGUAGGUCAGGGAUCUACAAGAAAGCUAGUGAACUUAUCACUUUAACUGGUACUGAACUAGCUUUCGUUGUGUUCUCGCCUGCUGGUAAGCCAUUUUCUUUUGCACAUCCUUCUGUGGAUGAAGUCACUAAUAAGUUUCUUGGCAAGCAACCACAGGCUAAUACACAAGGCAGUACUCAUCCCCUGAUCGAGGCUCAUCGCCAGGCAAGGAUUGAGGAACUAAACCGACAGAACAAUGAAUUUCUUCAUCAACUGGAUUUAAUAAAGGAGAAAGGGAAGCAACUGAAGCUGAGAAUGACAGGAAAAGAGAAAAAAGGAUGGUGGGAUUCUCCUAUUGAAGAGAUGAAUAUUCAGCAGAUUUUAGAUGCUGAAGUUUCUUGCGAGGAAAUUCGUUCGAGAUUGAUCAACAAGUUCAUGAUCAAGACUUCUGGAGGAGCUUCUUCUUCUGCAGUUCAUCAUCAAUCUCAGAUGAUGAUUCCUUUUCCUCCUAUGGGUGCUAAUGUGAUCAAUCCGCCUGUGUUUCCUCCUGAUUUUCAUUAG
Messenger RNA from Manihot esculenta (cassava), 639 nucleotides. Its product is annotated as agamous-like MADS-box protein AGL62. Bases 1 to 639 code for a protein of 212 amino acids. The transcript has a single exon. NCBI's taxonomy places the organism in Eukaryota, Viridiplantae, Streptophyta, Magnoliopsida, Malpighiales, Euphorbiaceae. Gene Ontology annotation, molecular function: RNA polymerase II cis-regulatory region sequence-specific DNA binding; DNA-binding transcription factor activity, RNA polymerase II-specific; protein dimerization activity. The record is from RefSeq and is a predicted model, not a curated record. Gene Ontology annotation, biological process: regulation of transcription by RNA polymerase II.